Nylanderia fulva is the source of this 5271-nucleotide messenger RNA. It is a transcript of the gene Camta, whose product is annotated as Calmodulin-binding transcription activator. Lineage: Eukaryota; Metazoa; Arthropoda; Insecta; Hymenoptera; Formicidae. Gene Ontology annotation, biological process: regulation of transcription by RNA polymerase II. The record is from RefSeq and is a predicted model, not a curated record. Gene Ontology annotation, cellular component: nucleus. Gene Ontology annotation, molecular function: transcription coregulator activity; double-stranded DNA binding; protein binding.
ACGGAGGUCGAGAGUCGCGGGUUGCCUCACUCUGCGGCUCCCGCCGCUCGGGAGCAGACACGCGGGGCCAAAGACUAAUUUGAACUAUUUUGUUAACAAAAACAAUACAUAUUUGUAAAUAACACUAACUAACAACUGUAAACACGAAACAGUAACAACAGCAACAACACAUUUCUCCUAUAAGGACUCUCUUUAAACCUUAAGACCCGUAAGAACAACCGUCUGUAAAAAAGAAAGGAGGGUAAAGGAGGGAAGGAAGACAAAUAUACGAAGUGAACGAGAGAGGGAGAGAUAGAGAGCGAGAGCGAGAGCGAGAGAGAGAGAGAGAGAGAGAGUGAGUGAGAAAGAGGGAGACGUACGACGAGGUAAUUCCAUUUCCGGUUUCUUUUUUCCAAAAGUAAACGUGUUUGCAACACACGCAAUACACACAAAGCAAUACACAGUAAACAAGAAACAAGUUACAAAAGAGUCGAACGAAUAGAAAAAUCUAUUUUCUCAAGUUAUUCCUCGUUCGGACGGGUGCACGACGCGGCGGAAGUGAAGGAGAGGACGAAACGGAAAUAUAAACACGAAAGAGAGGGAGAGAUCAGAGGAGGAAAAGAGAGGAGAAAAAAAAAAUAGCGCGCGUCGGCUUCUACGGGACGGGAUAAUCGCAUUUUAAGUUCUCUCUAUACUCUGUGUGACCCUUACAUUAUUUUGUCCCUCCGAUGGGGACGGGUUCAGUGUUGUAACUUAGGAUAUAAGAAGAACUAAAGAGCUCCGGAGCGCACAACAAAAAGGGAGAGCAAGGAGAAACUGGAAUUCUGGAAGAAAUAACAAGAGAGAGAAAGAGUGUGUAGUCGUGACCGGAAACGUUCAACGAGAACCAGGAGAAGAGGAUCAAGGCGUGAUCAACAAUCAAGGGAGGGAGAAGGAAGCGACUGGAAGAAGGAAGGUUCACGAAGAGGGAUGGCUCCGGGCGUCGUAUAGAAAAAAAAGAGAAAACAACGGAGCUCCAAUUUUUUAUACUAGAAGAAGAAUCUAACAAAAAAGCGUGAGAGAAAGAAAGAGUCGAGGAAAGUACGAAAGGAGGCCAGAGGAUCGAUCCUGUUUGUGUUUCCGCGUGCACUCCCACGUGUAUCCUUCUACGAGAAACUUGAAAUCCUUGACCUCUUCGAGCCAAAUCUGUCCGCGCGAAGAGAGCUAAAGGAACGAAGUGAGGACCGAUCGGUCCUUGAAAGAAUCAAAAUCACACGCUCCCUUGGGAAGGAUAUGUCUUGCCGUUCCAGAGGGAGUCGUCAUUCGGCUGAGAUCCAACCCUCGCAACGCCGGGGACAACGUCGCGCCGAGUGCCACCCUUACGUCCUGGAUCCCGCGACCGGCAAGCUGUCCUGACGACGAAAAGAGGACCGCCGUCGUCCUUUGAGCUCGUCCUCCCGAUCGAAGGAGCAGCAGCAGACCGCCGUCGUCGUCGUGUCAGGAUCGCGACCGUCCGCUGUCAGGCCGCAGCCGCCGCCGCCGCGAAGAAGAACCCUUCGUACAGGGAUGCCCUCCAGGGCUCAACCGCCGCGCCCUCGUCACUCCUACGUUCAGGAACGAUGACGAUCGGCCACGGCGAUCGGUAAGAUCCGAGCAGUGCGUACACGCGCCACCACCACCGCGGAAAUGGCGGGCUACAAUCAUUCGAAUCCACAGCGUGUCGUCUACCACGCGACCUACCCGACGCCUCUCGCUCCAAACGGCGACCCGAUAAAGCUUCCCGAAAAUCUGGAAACCUUGCCGCGAGCUGAACACUUUCCAACUCAGAGGCAUCGAUGGAACACUAACGAGGAAAUCGCCGCCAUCCUAAUCAGUUUUCAGAGACACGCCGAAUGGCAAAGUCGGGAGGUGAAAGUACGACCACGAAGUGGUUCGAUGUUACUGUACUCGAGAAAGAAAGUACGUUACCGACGAGAUGGUUAUUGCUGGAAGAAGAGAAAAGAUGGAAAGACUACACGGGAGGAUCACAUGAAACUGAAGGUCCAGGGAGUCGAGUGCAUCUAUGGCUGUUACGUGCACUCGGCUAUUCUUCCGACGUUUCAUCGCCGGUGUUACUGGCUACUACAGAAUCCGGACGUUGUUCUUGUCCAUUAUCUGAACGUUCCUUAUCCGGACGGCGAUGCGAAGCUGGCGGCCCUGCCACCUUGUCUCGCGCUGCCGCCAGACAAGAAGGAAUGGACGCGAGACGAGCUAGCGUCGCAAUUAAGGCCCAUGUUCCUCGGCGGAGAUGACGAUCCGAACAAUCCUCAUCUUACGCAACACUCGAACCAUCCUGUCGACAUGAUAGUCUCUCAGCUGCUCGACAGGCAGAGGGCAUCCUCCACUUCCUCUACCAGCAGCACUCAGCUCGCACCUAGGAGACUUACGCCCGACAAUCAGGUCUCUUCGACAACGGGAGGUCAGCAACCGUCGACGACAGCGGCUCCGGCUCCCCGUGUGUACUCAAGACAUUCCCAUUCCACUCAGAGCCAACAGCCGGCUCCUCUAGUUUUAAGUUUGCAACAAAUUCAAGGCGGUGGUGGUCUUCUGAUACUCAAUAGUCAACCAUAUCAUCAUCAGCAACAGCAGCAGCAGCAGCAACCGCAGCAGCAGCAGCAGCCGCAACAGCCGCAACAACAACAGCAGCAACAGCAAUCGCAACAGCAGCAACAGCAGCCUCCCCAACAGCAGAGUCAGCAAGUGGAGAUGCAACAGGUCACCGAGCAACAACUGGUGCCGCAGACAAGCGUAGACCGAGAACAGCAGACGCAACAAGAUAUCGAGGCGCAGGAGACCAUAGACAGAUCCGUCGUGCAAUCGCUGCCGAUCGGCGGUUCCGGCUCCGAGGUGACCGACUUCGCCGAAACGCUGGAUCUGAGUCAGGAGGACAUUCAGAAGACCCUGUCGGCCAACAUGGGGCCCCCGUCGCCGUCGCCUUCGCCGGCGGACAACAGCAUGAUCAAUCCGAUGGACUUUAUCGACUCGUCGGAUGACGUGCUGGUCAACUUAGCCGCGUUCGACAUGUUGUGCGAUUUUCCCGAACUGCACGACUUCGAGGCCGAUCAAACGAAGCACGAGGAACAGCGAAGCGCUCCCGAGAACGACGUCGGAUGUCAUCCUGGUACAACCGUCCAUAUUGCAGAGUAUAGUCCUGAAUGGAGCUACACCGAGGGUGGUGUAAAAGUAUUAGUUGCUGGUCCCUGGACCGGCGGUAGUGGGUCCCAAUCGUAUUCGGUACUUUUCGACGCGGAACCGGUCGAGGCGUGCCUCGUGCAACCAGGUGUACUGCGCUGUCGAUGUCCCGCGCACGCACCAGGAAUAGCGUCCCUCCAGGUGGCGUGCGACGGUUUCGUCGUGUCCGACAGCGUUGCCUUCGAGUAUCGUAGAGCGCCGACGAGCGAACCUAGCCCAGAGAAAGCUCUGCUGGACCGUCUAGCGGACGUCGAGGCCCGUUUGCAGGGUCCCGGUCCGCCGUCUCCCGCAGCACAUCUGGAAGAGCGACUGGUUGCUUAUUGCCAGGAUGCUGUUGUCCGUCCUUGGCGAGCUGGAGCGGAACCUCUUCAAUCCGGCGGGCCUACCCUUCUGCACCUGGCAGCCGGAUUGGGAUACUCCAGGUUAGCCUGUGCACUCCUUCACUGGAGAGCGGAAAAUCCUAGUAGCGUUUUGGAUGCCGAGGUCGAUGCUCUUAGGCAGGAUAGCGCCGGCCUUACGCCGCUCGCUUGGGCCUGCGCGGCAGGACACGCCGACACCGCCAGGAUUCUUUACAGAUGGAACGCUAUGGCGCUUCGCGUGAGGGAUUGUCAGAAUAGAACGGCGACCGAACUGGCCGCGGAGAACGGCCACGCGGCGAUUGCCGAAGAACUGAAUCAGCUCGAAGCCCGAAGGCAAGACGAGAGGCUCUUCUUGCGACCCGCCAGCCCUAGCCCCAGGAGACCAUCUCAAGACAGCGGUCUCGAUUUGGCGUUGUGUGGCUCGCCGCUGCUGGACAACAUGGAGUUGUUGCAAGAGGAUGAGUCGUCUUUAGGCCUCAGCGAACAGGGAAUGGAGAGCGCUCCGACCCCUCAGGAGACCGUAGGGGAGGAAGACGCGAGGGUGCUGACAUUGGCGGAGCAAAUUAUAGCGGCGCUCCCGGAAAGGAUCAAGAGGGCGGAGGGUGAUUCUCCGUCUUCUUCUUCGCCACCGCCGCCAACCGCACCCCUGUCACCCUUGGAGGACGCUCUGAUGGAACAAAUGCCCCUCGACUCCGGAGAACUGUUCGACUCGUAUCGCGACUGCAACGGCGGCGCCGCGUCGAUCUCGGACGCCGACGCCGACGCGAGUCCCUCGAGUCCCUCGAGCAGCUGCCUGACACCGGACUCGCCUUCUCCGCCGCCGACCACCGCCGAUUUCUGCGAGUUUCUGCAGCUGCAGCUGCAUCUCGACGGUAACGGGAACGCGCACAGCGGCGCGUAUUAUUCCGGCGAGCGCAGAUUGAACGGCAUGAUCGGUUCCGGGGCUCUGACGGUUACGAGCGACGGCGGCAGCGAGGCGGAUCUCAGCAGAUUGACGCUGUCCGAUCGCGAGCAGAGGGAGCUCUACCACGCCGCCAGGAUGAUCCAGAAGGCGUACAGGAACUACAAGGGUCGCCAGAGGCAGGAGGAGGCCGAGAGACACGCCGCCGUUCUCAUCCAACAAUACUAUCGCCGGCAUAAGCAGUACGCUUAUCACAGGCAAGCGACGAGGGCGGCUCUGGUGAUUCAGAACAACUAUCGAAAUUAUCGGGCCCGGCCAGGCUCGACCAGCAUCAGGCAACAGGCGGUCCAUCAGCAGGCGGCUCAUCAGGCCGCCCGGAAGAUCCAGCAGUUCAUGCGACAGUCCAAGAUCAAACUGCAGAACGCCAGGGCCGUCGCAAACGGGAACGGGAGGCCGCCAGUGGCCACUUCACGGGCGGCUGCUGUCCCCCAAAGCUCGCCCUCAUCUAGCCCAGGGGCCAGCCUAGUAGCCGCCAGCCAGGAGGUCACCUAGUUGACUGUCAGUCCAACGGCGCGCAGAACGGCGACAGUUCGGUAGCAAAGUAACGUGCAGGAAGAAAUGAGAGUGAAAGGGGAGAAAAAUAGGAAAAAAGCGUAGGUGAAUGACGGGAGCAUACCUCAUCCUAUACGAUCUUGACGAGAUCGUCAGUGACCACUAUUGACUACAACUACUGAGAAAGAGGGUACCAGACGCUCACGACACGGAUGAUACGCUUUACUCUCUGCGUCUCCAUGAUUUGCGUACCCCCUGAAAAAAAAAAAA